Molecule: messenger RNA, 1836 nt
Organism: Bursaphelenchus xylophilus (pine wood nematode)
Lineage: Eukaryota; Metazoa; Nematoda; Chromadorea; Rhabditida; Aphelenchoididae
Source: the annotation of a GenBank genome assembly
AUGGCCGCUUAUCAAUUCCGUGACAUGUACCGGUACUUGGUAUUGACCAUUUCUUUGUUUGGAUUUAUGAUCAUCUCUUCCAAUACAUUCGCCUUUAAUUUGGCUGUUGUUUGUAUGGCAGACAAUAAUACUGUAAGUUUAUUAGAUGAUUUUUUAUCCUUAUUUUUUUUUGAUAUCAUUUUUCCUCCUUUCAGGUGCUUGAAUCUUUCCCUCCAAUUGAUUACAGUCCCUAUGAAGUCAGUCAGAUCAAUUGGGCAGUCGGACUUGGCACUGCCUUAGCUACGAUCCCUUUUUCAGAGCUGUUCACUCGAUUUGGGGCCAGAAUUCCUUUCUUGAUCGCCUUGAUUGUCUCCUCGAUUGCCACCUUCCUGUUCCCAUUUGCAGCUGAAUACAACUUCUUCUGUAUGCUCUUUCUUCGUUUCCUUCAAGGUUUCGCAUUCGCGGCCGAUUUCUCUUCCCUUGGCUUGGUUACUUCCAAGUGGGCCUCCCUAAAACAGUCCGGAUUCUUUUUGUCGGUCCUCUGUUGCUACGUGGCCUUGUCGACGGGCUUGACGAAUUCCAUUGGUGGGAUAAUUUGUAAAUCCUCAUUUGGAUGGCCAUACGUCUACUUUGGCCACGGAGUUGUCGGGAUUAUCAUGGCCGUUUUGUGGUGGUUGGUCUACGAAGAUAAACCAAAUGAGUGCGCGAGGGUUUCGUCGGUGGAAUUGGAAAAAAUUCAGCGAAACAGAAACACGAAUGAGAUCGAUGGAAGUGCGGAGCCAAUUCCUUACAAGGUAGGUCGCAAGUCAAUCCUGCCUAGUUGAAGCUAUUUCCCGACCAAGGUUUAAUUGAUGUGGCGCCGUUAUUUUAGGAAUCAGGUCCACCGAAAUUCCUGCCGAAAAGCUGUCAUAUAUCACAUCACAAAAUAGCUUGGGUAUCUAAAAUCUUUUUGCCAAUCGGUAGUGUGCGGACGAAACGUCUAAAGACGUGGCCACCGUUUUAUACGAUCAGCCAAUAAUAGAGAAAAAUAAUGGCCUAGGAAUUUUGAUGACAUUUUGUUUCAGCAACUCCUUCAAGAUCCAAUCAUUUGGUCAUUUUGGCUUAAUGGAUUUGCUGAACUUUUGGCCUCGGCUUUUGUCCAAAUGUAUGCAGCCUACUACAUCAAAAACGCGCUCCAUUUCGGAGUCGAGGCUACUGGAUAUCUCUCCGGGUUAACCACAGCAGCUCAAUGCCCAACCCGACUUGUGUUUGGGUUCCUGGCUGAUAAAUGGAGAACUGUUGGAGAGGAUUUCAAAGUUAAAUUGUUCAACACCAUCACACUUUUUGGAGGGGGGAUCUUUAUGUUGGCCAUUGGUUUCUGCCCAGAGCAGUUUCCAAUCGUGGCCGUUGUUGCUUUCGUUUGUUUCAAUCUGGUUACCGGCUUCUCUACUGUCAGUUUCUGCAAGGCCAUUGUUUUGUAUUCACGGUGAGAUUUUACAUUUCCAUGUAAUUUGUUAUUGUUUUUUGAAUCCUCAAACUGGAAUUCCUUGUUUUAGACAACAUGGGCACUUUGUAAUGGGCGUAUGCCAAUUUAUGAACUGUGUGGAGAUGUUCCUUGGCCCCGCGAUGGUAGCUUUCUUCGUCCAUGACGAGACCAACAAGACCGAAUGGAUUCCCGUUUUCGGAAUCAUGGCUGGGUGUAUGAUCUUGGCUUCAAUCGUCUUCCUGAAAUGGUCCAACACCCAGCCGCCUUCUUAUAUUACCGCCGGGAGCUUUGUGGGCGAUGAUAUUGAGAAGACCAAAAGCAUCGCCAUUAAUGCUGUAGUCCCAAUCCAAGCAGAUCGGUUGAAUGGAGUUCCUGAGAAGAGUACUACAUAA